Messenger RNA from Acanthosepion pharaonis, 2187 nucleotides. The record is from the annotation of a GenBank genome assembly. NCBI's taxonomy places the organism in Eukaryota, Metazoa, Mollusca, Cephalopoda, Sepiida, Sepiidae.
AUGGAUGAAGACAAAAGCAAGCUGACCAAAAUGGACAAAUUCUCCUACCCGGUCCACCGGAAACGUUCCCGUUACCUGAGUCAGUCACGAACAACGGAUAACCAUCAUAACAAGAAAAGACGGAAAGGAAUCGAAAAAAUAAUUUUGCCAACCAAGUUCCUCCUCGGGGGUAACAUCAACGACCCGUUAAAUUUGAACAGUCUUUGCGAUGAAGAAGUAAACAGGGCUCUAAACGAACGUACACCUCAAUCCUCUCCGAUCCCGACCCCGGCACAUAGGAGGGACGUGACUCUAAUAAUGCCACGGAACCAAUUUGAUCCCUUAAAUCUCAACGAGCCUGACAUGGAAAACGAACCGCUGACGCCGGCUAAGAUAUGUGCAAAGCGAAAGAAACGGCAUAAAAAUCGUAAAAAAAAUGACCCCAACAUUGAGAACACCGGCGCUCCGACAACCCCGCUAAUUACAAAAGAAUCUGAGAAAAAAAAGCACCUGGCCGAGGCUCUGAAAAUAGAGAUUGAUGACACCGCCUCGACAACAGUUGUUCCGUCGGUGAAGGGGCCUCCCCAAGACAAACCAAAGACACCGCAGGUUCCAACAUCGUUGUCUAUGAGUGGCACUCUACUGUCGAUGACUGGUGGUUCCACCACAAACAGUGAAGUUGCCGAUACCCCCAAAGUGAAACCCGAAAACAAAAUUGUAUCCCCUGUUAUCCCUCAGCUGUCCCCAAAGAACCGAAAACGACGCCAAACAAGUAUCUGUGAGGGUAGAUCUUCAGAACAGAAUCCGGUAUCCAGCAAGAACAUCAACCGCUCUGAGAGCUGCCCUGGGGAAAUCAACAAGACAGCAUACCCCCGGAAAAAUCGACGGCGACACAGCAACCGAGGCAGUGGAAACAAGAAAGGUCAGGUCGCGAAAUCAAAAUCCUAUCGUUUCAUUUAUGGUAACUACAACCGUUACUAUGGCUACCGUAACCCAGAUGAACACGAUUCGCGUACCAAUGCGUUCAAACUGGAAUGGUUUGAAGGUAAGAAAGUGCUGGACAUUGGUUGUAAUGUUGGUCACCUGACCCUGUUUGUGGCUCGGGACUUCAAACCACUAAUGAUUCUUGGCCUUGAUAUUGAUGGACGGUUGAUAUCAGCUGCCAGGAAGAAUAUUCGCCAUUAUUUGAUUCAAGAUGACCAGAACAAAUACCCGAACUCAUGUAAGUUAAGCUACGGUCCAUUGGCCGCACCGGUGAGACAGGAGGCCAGACAUACGGUUUUCCCACAUAAUGUUACAUUUGCACAGGGCAGUUAUGUGCUGGAAAGUGACGAGCUGCUGGAACUACAGAAGCCUGAAUAUGAUUUGAUCUUGUGCAUGAGUCUAACAAAAUGGAUCCACUUGAAUUGGGGAGAUGCAGGGUUGAAACGAUCCUUCAAGAGGAUGUAUCGUCAAUUGAAGCCAGGAGGCAAAUUAAUAUUUGAGCCACAGUCCUGGAGUUCGUAUAAAAAGCGCAAAGGACUCACAGAAACUAUCUACAACAAUUUUUGCAACAUUAAGCUCAAACCAGAAAACUUUGCAGACUAUCUCACUUCACCUGAGGUUGGCUUUUCCAAAUACGAGAUUAUAGGUGUUCCAGUCAAUAAAUCAAAAGGAUUUCAACGGCCUAUUUACUUGUUCUGCAAGGAUGAAGAUGAUCCCAUGACAAUGAAUGAAUCAUCACAGGGUCUUAACAGCCACAUCACCACAGAGUUGGUUCCACCUCCUUGUAGUGACAACCCUCCAUUGGAUUGGUCAGCAUCUCAAACAUCACACUUUCCAGUAUCAGCUGCUGUAUCUUUGUCGUCCAGUUCAAAGGAUACAACAGACUCAGCCUUUUUAAAUGUUCCCACCUCUCAUCAAAACACAGAACAGCCAAAACAAACGGUCAUGGACUCAAGCCAGGAAAGAGGCGACUCUUCCUUGGCUGGCUGUCAGAAAGUUGCACAUAGCAACGCCAACACGAAGGAAUCUACAUUGGGACUCUCAGAAACAUUGACUGCAUUGCCACCUCCAUCAACGUUGCCGCCACCUCCUCCGCCUUCAUCGUCAGAUGCGUCAUCUUCUCUUGCCAUCAAUCCUUCAUUGUCGUCUUCAUCAUCGGUCACUAUGGAGACAGAAGCCUCUACUCCCACAGCAGAAACUACCCAGAGUUCUAAGGAUAACUGA